AAAAUUUCAUAUAAUUCUCCAAAAUUCUCAUAUAACCUAUGCUUUUGAUAUUCAAGGAUUUUAUUAUAAUCUUUGGAACGUUAGGUUGGAAAGGUAGUUGGAUUAUCUAAAUAACACAACAAUUGAACAACAAAGUUCCACUACCACCAAUACUAUUUUUUCUUAUCUUUAGCUUUCAACCUAUCAAAAAAAAGUGUUAACUAGUGAAAUUGAUCAUACAACAAAAAAAAGUGUACGAAAAAAAUAUGGGGGUGAUGAAAAAGGCAGAGGUGGUAAUGAAAUCUACAAGACGUCCACCAAUUCCAACACCGCCACCACCGCCGCCUCGGCCGAGGUGGAGUAGCUAUACAAGGAGGGAGAUUGAGAGGUUUUGGAGGAAGAAAAGACUUGAGGAAGAGGAACACUUACUUGCUGCAAUCAAAGCUGCUGCACGUCUCAGAGCUACUCAUUUCUCUGAAGAGGAUUAUUUGUUGUUUAUAGAGAGUUUAGAGGAAGAAGAGGAUGUUAAUACCAUCAUUCAAAAGAAGAUUUGUGGAAACAAUCAAGAAAUUCGUGUUGGAAUUACGGAUUGGUGGACAAAGAGCAAAUAUGCGUACUUGAAUCAACCAGUAAUUGGAAACGUGGGUCGUCCAAGCAGACGGGCAUAUUACAAACCAGACAGUAUCAUUUGGUUCUACCAAAAGUCAUUCCCAACUGCCACUGCCUCAGCUGAAGCUUUUUAUCUUGGGGCUUAAUUGGAGCAUAUUUAUUUCCAAGUUUCAUGCAACAAUAGUACAAUUCUAUGAUUGAUCAAUUAAUUGUAAUGUCUUAUUUACCUUGGAAAGGAUGUAAAAUUUGAUGUAUGAUUGUGAUCCUAGCUAAUUGCCAUGGAUUUGAUCAGCAAAAAAUGCAAUUUAUAUUGAUUUGCUCUGUAAUUAUGAAGUUGUUAGUUUGGAUUUCAGAUUUGUCAAUUACAACAUUGAUAAUUCAUGUUGAAGUACAUAUAUUUAGGCUUUAAUUAAUGUGUCA
This is a messenger RNA of Chenopodium quinoa (quinoa), 1008 nucleotides long. RefSeq lists its product as uncharacterized. The coding region runs from base 246 to 734 and encodes 162 amino acids. NCBI's taxonomy places the organism in Eukaryota, Viridiplantae, Streptophyta, Magnoliopsida, Caryophyllales, Amaranthaceae. The transcript is spliced from 3 exons. The record is from RefSeq and is a predicted model, not a curated record.